GAUGCCUAUCACUAGAAGGCAAUAAUACUUAACCUGGUUAUGGCUAUGGUUAACAAUAACACAUAAUUUUAAAACUAAUCAUUAUUAUUUAGUGGGUAUAUACAAAUUUAUAAAAUCACCUUUAUGAGCUAUUGCCUAAAACAAACUUACUCAACCAGUCAUAAUAUGCUGAGAGAAUAAAAUCAAACUUGAUAUUAAAGUUAUAGUGUCCUCUCAGUAAAGAUAAUAUUAAAUAACUUGCAGAUGUUCAAAUUGCAUUGAGGAAGUAGACCAACCGAAUUUUGAAAACUGCUAACAUGUUGCUAUAUAUUUAAUUACUGUAACACACACAAUUAGUUGAAUGUAAUUCAGAGUUAUUGUAGCAUUUAACCUGACGAAGAGGCGAAGGCAGAACAUUCCUAAUACAUCACGCAACAAUUCUAUUGAUAACUCACAUUGGAAGCUAGGGAAGAGGACUUAUCGACGUAAGUGGAAUAUCAUCAUUGUCUCUCCAAAUAUUUUAGGUGUAUGGUGACAUUCCAAAGGUAAUUUCUAAUAAGACGAAGAAGAACAACGCCCUCUUAAGUUCAAACCACUGGUAGCUUGAACCCUGUGAUCUACAUCAAUAGCCUCUCAUUUUUAUCGGUUAGAUAAAAGGUUUUCAAUCUUUCCAAAUGCUUGGUCUUUCAUCAUCAAAGAUUAUUGUCAAGCCUUCACUCAGUUUUUAUUUAAGUUCUAUAGACCUCUUGUCUUUCAGGAGUCUUUAUUUCAGAUUAGUCUACUUCAGAAUUUGAGAAUCUAUAAUAAUAAAAUAUUGGCAAGUAUAAACUGGUCAGAGAAAUUUCGUCAAAACACAAUGGAAAAUAACUUCUAAUUAAGUCAAAGAUCCAAAAUUUAUGAUUGAAAUUGACAAGUUGUUGAAUAUUAGAUAGUUUCAAAACAAAAUAACAUCAUCAGAAGUUGGAACGCAAUUAUUUGUCACAAAAGCAAUAAAUAGAUGACAUAAAUACAUAUCUUUAAGGGCCGAUUUUUCAAUCCUUUGAUAAGUCCCUAGAUAACUAACUGACGUGUAAAAAUAACUGGCUGUUUAACAAGGGAAUAAAUAUUUUCAAUUUUUCAAUCGUUUUUUAUCUAAAGAAUAGCUAUCUAUCUGUUGUCUAUGAAUAUCUGUUGCUAAUUUCACACUAACUAUGUACGAGCGAGAUGCACGUAUGCAGUCAUCGUGAUGUUAGACUGAAACAAGUUAUGAUUGACAUUGACAUUAAAAACUAACCUCAAUUUUGUUGUUUGGUUUCAUUUAAUUAAUUUGGUUCUAUUAUAAAUAAAAAUGGAUAAAAAGCGUGAGCGUGCAAGCAAUUUCGAUAAAGCCGAAACGCGGUUAUUGACGGAAUUGGUUACCAAAUAUAAGUAUAUAAUUGAAAACAAAAAAACGGACGCCGUGACCAAUAAAGAUAAGGAGGCUGCCUGGGGCAGAAUAGCUUCUUCUUUUAAUGCAACUACUAGUGGUACCACGACACGUAGCUCUAAAACAUUAAAAUUAAAAUAUGAAGGUAUCAAAAAGGCCACGAAGAAGAAGAUGUCCUGUCGCAGGCAGGAACUUUAUCGCACAGGUGGCGGGCCAUCUAAUGCUCCUGAUUUCGAUGACGUGGAGGAGAAAGUGCUGGCUAUAUGUUCCAACAUUACAGGAUUGGAAGCACGCAAUGAUAGUGAUAACAUUUCAGAUGUAAUCCAACCUGCAUCUGUCCCUCUGAAAAUUGAUUUGUCUCAGGAUGACCUUAAUUUAAAAUUUAAAAGAUUUCAAGAAACAAUUCAAGAUAGUGACAUACAGAUUGUGAUGUUGAAUCAAGAAACUGAUGAAAAGGAUUUGAAUGAAAGCGCCAGUCAAAAUGCAGAACCAACAAUUAUUGGGACUGAGAAUGGUGAAGAUUCUUAUAACAAAUGGGGCACAUGGAACCCAAAAGCAUUGAAAAGUAAAAUUAACCCAGUUUUAAAACCAACUAAGGCCAGCGUUACUGCAAAAAUAGACGAAUUAAGUGCUACAAGACUAGAACUUGUGCAUCUUCAACAAGAGAUAGCAAAAAAAGAACAUUAUUUUGUUGAACAAGAGCACGAGUUGAAAAUGACACACCUUCGAAAUGAAGAAAUCAGGAAACAAGAGUUACAUAAUUUGAUGCUUAAGACAAUGCAACAGAAAGAUUAGUGUAAAUGUUUUUAUUAUUGUUUAGGCCAGUGGCCAAUAAAAAGUGAAAUAAUCA
Molecule: messenger RNA, 2234 nt
Organism: Helicoverpa armigera (cotton bollworm)
Lineage: Eukaryota; Metazoa; Arthropoda; Insecta; Lepidoptera; Noctuidae
Exons: 4
Coding region: 1307-2179 (290 amino acids)
Cellular component (GO): nucleus
Source: RefSeq, a predicted model, not a curated record